UGGGAGUUCACGUUUUUGACAUCACCAGCAUCUCAAUUCGCAACUCGAACGAGGUUAGAUUUGGGGUUGAUAUAUAUAUAUAUAUUAUCCUUUGGCUUUGGACGAUUGAAGUUUCCCUGUACGGUAUACCAUACCUUACGGGCUGCCGACAUACUCGCGCAUGUCAUCCACCUGCAAGUAGGCGCUCUGAGGCCGAAUAGAGUCUCCCGCCCAGAAAGAACGUAUCACACCAGCAUCCAUCACCCAAACAGAAACAAAACCCUCAUCGCCCGGGAUCAAGUAAACAAAUAACCUGUCCGAAAUACAUAGGGGGACACGGGGAAACAUCGUAUUGAAACACGCACACAUAUUAUGUCUCGCGUUCGCCGCGAUCCAGACACCCAUUCCAGUUCCCACUCCCGCGCCACGCUAUCCCGCAACGACCCGCCAUCCUCACCCUCCAACCCCUCCCUCCGCCUCACCGUCAAGAUGCCCGUCAGCAAGCUGCGCGCCGCGACGGGUGGUGCGUCGUCGAGGGCUAGUGGCGGGAGGUCGAGUUCAGGUGGUGGGAGAGGCUUCGUGGGGGAGACGAGGGAGAGUACCAGGGCGAGGGGGGUGAAAAAGAGUUAUGUGGUUGAGAGUGAGAGUGAGGAGGAGGAUGAGGAGAUGGAGGAUUUGGGAGACGAGGAGGAGGAGGAGGAUGCAGAGGGGGAGGAGGAAGAUGAUAUGGAUCUUGAUGAGGAUGCGGAGGGGGAGGAGGAUGGGGAUGAUGAUACGGAGAUGGCGGGGUUGCCGCCGCCUACGCUGAAGAUCGCGAAGCCGACGAAGGAGAAACAUUCGAUUACUGUUAAGACGGCGGGGAAGAAGGAUGUUAGGGUCGUGGCUACGACGGAGCCGAGCGAUGAUGAGGAGUUGAGCGAUCUGGAGAGCGAGGUGGAGGAGGAUGAGGAGACGAUGCAGGUUGGUAAUGAUGAGGAUGCUGAGGGGGAGGAUGAGGAGAUCGAGGUGGAGGUGGAGGAGGAGGAGGAGGAGGAAGAAGAAGAUGAGCUUGAUAGCGACGAGGAGGGCGGUGGGGGGAGCAGAGGUUCAACGCCUGAUCUCAGCAAAUUGACGAAGAGACAGCGGGCGAGGCUCGAUGAGAGCGGGAGUGGACAUCUCAUGGCUCUACCUGAUGAGGUACAAGUCAAAAAACACCUCACAGCCGAAGAACAUGCCAUGCGCCGUGCCGAAAUGGCACGUCGCCGCAAGAACCUCAGCGAGAAGCGUAACGAGGAAGAAAAGAUGGAAACCAUCAACAAACUUCUCAAAAAACAAGCCCCCAAAACCAACGCCCGCCGCCGCGACCUGAACGGUCUCACGGGCGAAAUCGGUCCCGACGGCGAGCCUGGGAAACCAAACUCAGCGUACGUGCGCUGGAUAAGUAGUAAAGAGGGGAAUCGGAUUUGUGUACCGACUGAGAUGGUGGAGGGGCCGUUGGGGGGGGUGUUUGGUGGGGGGAGGGGGGUGGAGGAGGUUGUUUAG
Molecule: messenger RNA, 1500 nt
Organism: Pseudogymnoascus verrucosus
Lineage: Eukaryota; Fungi; Ascomycota; Leotiomycetes; Thelebolales; Thelebolaceae
Exons: 4
Coding region: 352-1500 (382 amino acids)
Biological process (GO): chromatin remodeling
Cellular component (GO): Ino80 complex
Source: RefSeq, a predicted model, not a curated record